UUGCCAAUGUAAAGGAAAGUUAAUAAAAGGAACUCAUAACGGCAUCGUACACCUAUAACGAGUCGAGUAUAAACAUUUCAAGCACGCCAUCACCUACAACGGGAAAGUCAACGAUACUUUCCGCUUGGUUCAUUCGGGAGCGGCGCCGAGCCCUGUUUAGACGAGAGGGCGUGGCUACAGUUUCCAAUGGAAAAAAAAAGUUUCACCAAUAAGUCGCAGUCAGUUGGUGAGUCAAGUCUCGAGAGCUCACGACCGUCUGUGUUCACGCACAUUGAGGAAAUAAGAUGACAACUAAUGUAAUCAUUAUUAUCGAAGAUGACGACACCAAGUGGAAUGAGCUUCUUGCUCCGGCCCCCAUGGGCAUCGCCGUCAUGAGCCAACUGUUGAUUUGCGCAUCUCGAGUGACGGAUUUCAAAAUCAACCAGACUGACCCGAAGAAAAUUCCUCUAUUAAAACAUCCAGAGAGUUUCCGCACAACUUUGGUGCAAAUCGCCAACGAAUCGUACGAAGCCUUCGCCAAAGCUCACAACAAUAUGGAGAAAAUUCAGUUGCAGAUGGGCCAGGUACCUGACUACGCCAAAGAUUGCGCUAGGUACAUGAACUCCGAAAAUAAAGAAAUGAUGAAGAAAUUAUUGCCCAGACGCCUGGAGAGAAUCAAAGAAGCGGCUGACGACGGAGCCACACUCUCAAAGGAAGUCUGCGAUGCUUUUGACAAAUUGGGGCAGCUGAUAAGACAAGUUCUUUCAGCCUCAUCGCUAAGCAUGGGUGAGAAAGAGAAAGAGAUUAAGGACAAGAUUGAGGAAGUGAAAGAGAGAGAAGAGGCAGCCAAAAAGGAACAGCAUAAAAAAUUACAAGAGCGACUUGAAGAACAGCAAAGAGCCGCCAACAGAAAAGGAGAAUAUUUGGACGAAACUCGCAAAGGCAAGUGGAAUUUUUGGCUUCAAUUAAUUGGCUGCGAGAGUAAAGAUAAAUCACUUGUCUACGCCCAACAAAUGAAAGAAGAAGCCGAAAAUAAAUUGAAGGAAAUGAAGAAAGAAGCAGAGCAAGUUCAGGAGCAACUCGACAAAAUCACGAGAGAAAACAUUGCAAGUUUGGGGGAAAUGCGAGUUGAUGUCAAAAAAGCUUUCAACCAAAAUGAAACGCUACAAAUCCUAAGAGAAGGUUUAAAAUACCUGGGGCAGUUACAAGGAAAAUGGGCGAACAUGAAUAGAUACUUUGAUUCCGUAAGAAAUUACUACACUACGGUGACAUUUAAAGCACUGACUGACUUGUUAGCUGAUGCCAAAGACGCACAGGGGGGAGAUCCCGAUAUGAUCGAAGAAUUCAAAAUCUCCCUACAAAAGUCGUUGGGAUCCUGCAUCAAGACGAAACACUCCGCCAAAAUGUACGUCAAAGUCUCCAACAAUCACAUCAUGAAGAGCAUCAAUCUAAUGCACGGAAUGCUUGCUCUUCCCACCAAUGAGAUUGAGGAAGCUCAAAAUAAGUUAGUAGCAUCAUGUGAAGCUGCGGCUAAUGGCAUCAAGGACAUGUACAACGAGGAUAUGAGUAACACAAUUCGUGAAAUACAAAUAUUAGCCAAUCCUCAGAACAGUUGAAAAUAAUGGUCAUUAAUUAGCAAAUGUAAUCCGUGAAUUGUCAUUUGGUGGUUAAAAAAAAAUACAAGAAAUCAAACAUUA
Molecule: messenger RNA, 1676 nt
Organism: Daphnia pulicaria
Lineage: Eukaryota; Metazoa; Arthropoda; Branchiopoda; Diplostraca; Daphniidae
Exons: 3
Coding region: 285-1595 (436 amino acids)
Source: RefSeq, a predicted model, not a curated record